Molecule: messenger RNA, 455 nt
Organism: Prorocentrum cordatum
Lineage: Eukaryota; Dinophyceae; Prorocentrales; Prorocentraceae
Source: the annotation of a GenBank genome assembly
GAGAGGGUGUCCACUCUGGACAACCAGCUUUUCAACCUCAUGGACGAGGACCUCGCCCGCAUCCUGGCCUACACCCGCGAGGGCGAGGGCAGGCUGUCCGCCCACAUCGCCGCGCUGCAGGGUCUCGCGGUGGAGGCGGGGAUCAUCUUCGAGGAACACCGGCUGCAGAGCCUGGAACGGGCGCUCCCGCGCGCACCCGCGGACCGCUGUGCGCUGAGCAGGUGGCUCCUGGAGCUGCGCCUGCGCUCGGACGCGCUAGGCGCGGCCAGGCAUCUGGAGAACCUCGCUGCCAAACACAACGUCCUGGUUGACCUGGCGGACCAGCACACCCAGUACCUGGAGAUCAACGUUGCAGGCUUCAGGAAGCUGCUGAAGCGUCACGAAAAGCAGAUCCCACACAGGUUCCGGUCGAGGCCCAUGCCGUGCUUAGAGUUCCACAGACUCGUGACGCACAC